AUGGCGGACGAAAGCGCGAAGGGCAAUGUUGCAUGUAAUUUAUGCACGAAAGCCAUACAAAAGAUGUAUGAAAGGGUUCUCAUUAAUACAGGGAAAAAAGAAUUUGACGUUGCUGCCGAGAUCCAGUCACUUCCUUUCAGUGUUGUGAUUUACAGCAAAUACGCUUGCAGGGCUUGUGUCCAAAAGUUGAAGAAACGUCGGGCAAUUCUCACAACCUUAAAUGAUAUCGAAGGUUUUUUCAGGAAUUCAGCGUACAAAAGAUCAGCAGAUUUAGCAACUAUCGAAGAUCAAGAACCUACGGCUACAGUAUCAAAGAGGAUUUGUGACGAAGCAACUGAGGUUUCACGUCGAACAUCGUCGCCAAUUCGCUCCAGUACAGGUGACAUUGCAAAUACAAAUAUCAUAACAUGGCCAGUCUCACCAGUUCUGCAGAAGCGUGUUAGUAUUAAUGAAACCAGCAGUGAGAGUUCGGUUACAACGAAAACAGAAGUUCGUGUGAAGGUAUUGUUUUUAAUUUUUUUCUUAAUAUUGUUUAAUUAAAUACUAAAAUACAUGUUAUGUAAAUAAUUCAGGCAUCAGGCUGCAAAGUACUUUAUUAAAUAAUAUAUCUAUCUAUUUAUUAAGGUAAUGUGGCCAUCUAAAAGUGUCGAGAAAAAGCUACCUGAGGAUUUUGACUCCUUGGCAAAGAUGUUGGUAAGAGGAACGUAUAAACAGAUUGCUACUGCUGCUUGGAAAAAUGAAAAAUUGAGGAAAGAAUUCAUUCAGCUAAUGGAAAAGGAAAUCAACAGAGAAUGCACACAACUAUGUUCGAAGAAAAAUCCCAGCAUUUUGAGGAUGACCGUACCAGUAAAGAGAGCAUUUUAA
Molecule: messenger RNA, 864 nt
Organism: Paramuricea clavata
Lineage: Eukaryota; Metazoa; Cnidaria; Anthozoa; Malacalcyonacea; Plexauridae
Source: the annotation of a GenBank genome assembly